This is a messenger RNA of Lymnaea stagnalis (great pond snail), 6514 nucleotides long. Lineage: Eukaryota; Metazoa; Mollusca; Gastropoda; Lymnaeidae. The record is from the annotation of a GenBank genome assembly.
UCCUGUGAAUUGAAAAAAAAAGAUUCCACAAAAUUUCCUUUUGAUCAAAUUUCCAUCUAUCAAUUUUCCGUUGACGAAAUUUCUUUCAAACAAAGUUCCGGUAACUAAUGUUAUAUAUUUAAAAAAUAAAUAAAUUCAUAUUACGUUAGUUAUCAUUAUGCUAUGUAAUAAAUAAAUCACAAAUAACAAGUUUAUAUAUUUAAUGUUCUACAGCUCUGUUUGUAAUUCUAAAAAAAUAAAUUUACCUUUAACAAAGAAUAUACCUUUAAAAAUAAUAAAUUUUUCCCAAUUUAAAAUAAUUAAUGAAUGCAUUUCAGGAUUGUUACUUUGUAGGGGUUGUGAGACUUAGUACAACAAUUUGUUAAAGAUGUGAGAUUUAGUCAUGUGAUAUAGUUUGGGAAACCCUGUCAUAGGUCAUAGGCUUUUUACGGUCAGAUGAUGAACAUCUUGUACAUUAAUUUGUUAAAUAUCUACAGUUAUACUAAAUAUAGGCCUUUACUGUCAAUCAGUAACAACCCGCUGAAACAAAAUCAGCUCUUUGUGUCUUUGGCUCACAAAUCAUAAGUGGAUAUUUUAAUCUGCUAAUUACGCCCUAAACCUUAGAUUCUAAGUUAGAAGGUCAAUUUUUUAAAUACUUGGGCCUAUUCUUUUUUCAAUAUAAAAUAUUAGUAAAUGUAAUCAUUUCAAGCUGGAGUCUGGCUAGACUAUAAAGGCUAUAAUACUAUAUGAUAUAUAUAACUAUAUAUUUAGAUUUUAAAUAAUAUUAUACUAGGGUAAAAUAAACUUAAAGAAUUUUAGAAUACUGGUAUCUCAUUUUUGCAUGUAAAUUUUUUACAUCCUUCAGUUUUUAGCCCGUUCUUCAAACUUUCAUUCUCAAAGCUUUGUGUAAUACACCAUAUAUUUUACAAGCUGGUGGCUACACUACAAGCUUAAGAUGUCAAGAGGUAAUUUUUCAUAAACUAUUGAAAUUUAUUUUCUUGUAAGAACUAUGUUAUUAAAAAAGGUUAUUUAUAAUGUUCUGUAGAUAGUAUGUGUUACUUAGUUUAAUCUAUUUCUACACAGACAGGAAGGCUUGCAAUUAUUUUAUUAUUCUUGCCCAUUUCAAAAAAUGGAGAUGUUUGAAUUCCACCAAAAUCUCAUUGCCUUCUUUCUUAGGCUUGAUAAAAAUCCAGUAUAAACUUAUUCAAGUUGAAAUCUUAAAGUUUUAGGAUAUAAUAAAAUAGUGAGUGGAGAAAAAAAAAAUUUUUUUUUUAGAACUGUAAUGAGUUUAAAAUGAGCAUCUGCAUUCACAUAUGGAAAUUAAUAGAUGUAUUUUUUUUAUUAUGUCUUCUAUAUCUUUGAUUCUUUACGAUUAAUUAAAUUUUUAAUUUUAGCAGAUGGAAACAUACAACCACCAAGUUAUGAAGAUGCAGUGAGAUCUGAACCACGACCCACAUUGGGCUCCGGUUAUGAUAAUGCUCAAAUCCCUCAUGCCCACCCACCACAACCUCCUGUUUCGGUAAUGCCCAUGGUUUUUGAGAUCCCUUCAUGUCCCCCACCAGAGCCAGCUGGCACAUCAGGGGUACAGUCGCCAUGUGCCCCUUACCCCCAGUACCCACUCACCCCUGACCCAAACAGGUUGUCCUAUCCAGCACAUACUGACCAGUUCUCUUACGGUCAGCCUCCUCAUCCAUUCUAUGUGCAGACCCAACCUGUGCAAUACAGUCAACCUUAUGGUCAGCAUUUCACUGGUCAGCCACAUCAACCAGCUCAUUAUACCUAUAAUACUGUAAGUAAAUUGUUUUUUAUUGCAAGCCUUUUCAAGUUUGAAAUAAUAUCAGAUCAGGUUUCUCCUAAAUAUAACAAGAUCGGCUUCUAAAUUUUCCUUUAUGCCAUUAGAGUUAUAUAAUUUAAAGUAUUAGCCGUGUACACAUGACUUUGUUAUAGAAAAGAGAAAAAAAAAUGCUCUAUAAUGUACAUAAAGAAUGUAACAGAUUAUAAUAUUAUGUUUUGUAUAUUCUUGUUUGAAAAAUGAGAUAAAUGCUUUAGAAUUCUGACCUGAGCUCACACAAAUGUGAUUUUAAAAAAUUGAAAAAAAAAGCCAAAGAUAUAAAUUUAGUUGAGCUUUUUUUUUCAUCUUUCUUAAUUAGGAGUCUUAGAAAAUAUUACUACUUAACCUCAUCAUUAAAAAAAAAAAAUAUUCUAAAAUAAGCUUGUUCAAAUUUUGUUUGAAUAUUCCAGGUUACUGCGGUUCCAACAUGGCAAGGUCAGCAAACGGCACCAUUGGUAAAAAUUUAGUAGUUUCUUUUGAACAUUGCAUGCCAUUUAUACAUUGUUAGUGCACAGUACUUCACAAUAUUUUUUUUCUAUUCGGUGCGCCAAUUUGAGUAAAUUAAAUGACUACAGGCUAAUUAGCAAGCCUUAAAAGUUUUCUCGCAUUCACAUAAUUGUAGGAAAAAAUAUGCUACAAUGCAAUUAAAUUUGAAGCUAGGCCUCGUGCAAUACUCAAAUAAAGUUCACAAAUUUUUGUCAAUGGAAAGCUAAAAGAAAGAUGUACAAAUUUUAAUAUACAAACAUUUGUAGGAAAAAAAAUAAGUAAAAAAUAAUUCACUCAGCAGUAGAAAGGAGACUCAUAGUGGCACACUUUGAAAAUUUGGGCGGUUAGCAAUGUUCCCUUUAAGGUUUGCUGGUUCGUGUGCAAAAUCAUACAGUUGUGUGCAAAGUUUUACAUCAUGAGAUUUUUUGUGUGCAAAAUUUUACAGCCCACAAACACCAACAUACACUUACAUGGAAAUUUGCUGCUCGGAUACUCUGCUGCGUGGUGUCUGUGAGUGAGCUGCGCAGCUGCACAGCUUAAAGGAAACAUUGGCGGUUACAUUACUUGUUGUUGGAUGUAUUUCGCAUGUUAAGAAUUGGAUUAGUUUGUGCCUCAUGGUUUACUUACAUUGUUUGGCUUAAACACAAAAAAUAGAUCUGUAUUACCAGUACUUAAAAGAAAAAAAAUCAAAACAUCAUUUUAUGAUGUAGGCUGGAAUGUAAUUAUUUUUUGUAAUGGAGCAUCAGAGCCAUGUAAUUUUUCCUUAUAAUUUAAAGCAUCACUUAUGUGCAUUCCAAAUUUCCCAGUCAACCAUGAUAUCUCAACCAUCAAGAUGUAACAAGGGCUGACAAUGCAUGGCUUCCUAUGUUUAUUUGUGUAAUCAUGAUGUUCUCCUUACUAUGAGCUAGGCUCCCUGGCUGUCCCACUAACUAUGAGGCUUUUGCCAGGAUGGAAAACUAAGACGGUGAUAAAGCUUUGAAUACAGCCAGUAGGUCAGUCACAUGUGUGUUCACAAUUUUAUCAUGAUCUUAUUAAACCCAUAAUUUGAUUAAAAUCUUUUAAAGUAGAGUUGAUUGUCACCCAAAAUAUCCUAAAAUUUAAAAUAUGAAUGUGUAAUGCAAAAAUGUAAAAUUUACAAUCUAAUGGCAGUGCUGUAAGUUAAAAUCUUAGUUAUAGAUAGCAAAUAAUAACAAAAAUAUUUAAAAUUAAAUAACAUUGAAGCUUUUUAUCUUCAAAAGAUUAUGCUUUGGAAUUGAUGGGUUUUUUUUUCUUGCUGCUUUAUAUUCUAAUUUUUGUAAAUGCUAAAGAUUUUAUAGGAUUGUUUUCAUUUUCUCCAAUAUUUAAAACUAUUUUUUUUAAAUAAUCAAAGGGAAAACACUCAUGCACGCCUUUUUUUUUCUUUUCUAUCAAGGCUUGUCUAAUUUUUUUGUUUGCAUUUUAUUUGUAAUUAUAAUUUUAAUUUUCAACCACUUACAACUAAAGUAAUAUUCUGAAAUGUUGUUCAAGAGCUUGCAGAUGCAUAAAUGUGAAUAAAUUGCACAGAAACAAAGCGUUCGCUUAAAAUAAAUGUAUAGGAUUGAGUCUUUUGAACAUUUAAACUUAAUCUCACACAUGUAAAUCUGAAUCAUGAAUGCAUGGAGAAAAAAUUGAGUCAUUAUAUUAAAUUGAUAAUCAUUUUUUAUUGUAAAUUUUGUCAUUUAAAGUCUCUUAUCUGAGGCAUGAAAUAUUGUAAAGGAAAUGAAAAAAUAAUAUGUAAAUAAAAGUCCUAGAAAGCCUUUGUAAUGAUUAAUAAUAAUAUUGAUCUAUAAAUAACUUGAGGAAAAAUCAAAAUCAGUGCCACCAUGUAUAUAACAAUAGUAAAUCACUGUUAUCAGCAUUAGCUUGGCAUUUUGACCAAUUGUGUAAAUUAACAGUAAACUUCCUUAACUAGCUUGAUACUCUGACAUGGCAUUAGGACCCAUUGUGUACUUUAUAGUAAAUCUCAAUGAUAAAUCUUGGUACCAUACCAUGGCAUUUAGAUCCAUUGUGUACAUCCAGUGUUGAGAAUGUUUUGUCGGUGAUUAAUGGUAGCAAAUAAUUAAUGUCUGAAAGUUUAUUAUCUUUAAAAAAAAUAAUCUAACCACUGUCUAAUGGUUUUCAUUAUUUUAUUAUUUUUUUUUAAACAAUUUGCUUCUAUGUGCACAGCAGCCCCACUUUAAAUUCAAAUGUAAAUCACUAAUUAUGUCUGCGUCAUACAAGUCGAUUGCUUAAACUGUAGAGUUUAUUGCUGAAGGUCUAGAGAUUGACUAAUUAAAUGACUUGUUAUUAUAAUUAUUAAAACCAUAAAAUAAAAAAUUUAACUGAUAAUGUUUUGAUUUUAUGGUCUCAGCUGAUAAAGAUUGUUUUUUAAUGAGUUAUUGAGCUUGUGCUGGCAGCCACUUUCAGACAUUUCUAAAAUAAAUUUUUGACACUAUUCAAGAUACAAUUCUGACACAAAAAAUGUAAGCCAUACAAACUAAUCCAGCUGACUUAAUCUAUAUAUUUUUGUUUUAUUGUUCCCACAGCUCCCAAUCCCAGUCGUCUCCAAUGGAAGGCCUGGGCGACAAACAAAGAUGUGCUUGAUAACUUUUUGUCUCAUUGUUUGUUUUCUCAUCAUCUUUCUCAUCCUCUUCAUAACAGUGUCUACCUCCAUUCGUUCCUAACUCACACUGUAAAAGUGAUUGCCCGAUUUACAAAAUGUCAAUGGAUUCCCAUUGGUGUAAUGUUAUAUAUUUUUAGUGUAUUUCAAAUAAUUUUCAUUUUUCAAUGUUCAAUAUUUUCUAGUCUGUAGAAAUCUUUUUUGUUAUUAUUGAUGUUAAUGUUAAAUGUUUUUAGAUUAGCCGGAAUUUAGUUCCAUAUGUGUAAAUAGCUAAAUUGCAUGGAUAUGUGCAAUGUUAAGCAAGCACCUAUUUAAUUCUCUUUGUUCAAUGAUGUCAUUCUUACUUUUUAUGUAAUGACCUACCCACAAUAACCUUUUCUACAAAAUCUUACACAACUUGAUCUUUGGCAUAUGUUGUAUUUUCUCAAAUCAGCACAAGCAAUAGGAUUUAGAUCCAUAACUUGUAGAUGAUGAGUUUAAAGUUUUAACUGAUCAGCAAGGACUCCACACUGUUUUGAACGUGAUUAAAUAUUUGUCUUUAUCAUGAAGUACUUUAACAGAAACCAGCCCUGAUAUAACCUGACAGAAAAAGAAAAAAAAAUAAGGUACUUUUCAUCCCAAAAUUGACCUGAUUCUUACACGAGCAAUUUUAAGGUAAUAUCUGUGGCUGUGAAAAAUAAUCAUUUUAUUUAUUAUUUGACAUUAAAUGAAAUUCUUUACCAUUUUGUUGACAAACUUGAAUUUAUAUUUUUUUUUAAUAAUUAUUUUUUCAAUUUUUUAUUUAAUAUUGUCUUAUUGUAAGUGGAGUAUUUGUUUUAAGUUGGUGUAGUUAUUUUAAAUGUUAGUUAAAUGAAUGAAAUAGCAAAAAAAAGGAAUGUGGAAGCUUGAAUUAGAGAACAGGACAAAAAAUAAGGACGUUUCGGCAUAAAGCCUUCUCCAGCUAACAAUAGAAAUGAAAAUAUAACAAAGAACAGAGCACAGUAAACCACCCAAGAAGUAUAAUAAUAAUAAAGUUCAUUUCAAAAACACGCUUCAUCCCCAAAGGCUCGAAGCGCGGUACAAAGUCAACAAAAAACAAAUCUAUAAUUUACCACAUUUAAAACAAACGCAACACUACAAAAACUAAGUACAAGCAUACAAUGGCAAAGUCUUUCUAGCCAUUUCAACCAUAAGCAACACAGCCAUUAUGCAUUAACUGGAAAAUAAGGUUGACAAUCAUCCCAGAAGUUGUUUGCGUUUUAAAGGACUCAAGUAUCCAUUGGUGUCGCCGGAAGUGGGAACACAGAGAAAAUAAAUAUUUAUGCUGUGAAAAAUUAGGUCCACAAUAAUAAUGGACCAGAAUAUCCAGGGAUACAUAAACGAAACGUCCUUAUUAUUUGUCCUGUUCUCUAAUUCAAGCUUCCACAUACCUCGUUUUGCUAUUUCAUUCAUAUACUAGGCUUGAAUGCAAUCCUUUAAUUUAUAUUUUCUAAUUAAAUGGAGACUGUUUCAUAGUUCUUCACAUUAGCAUUUUUUUUAAACAUGUCUGUUAGAGUGGCCUCAAACUGAAAGAAGUUUUCAAAAAAUUAUGUUUGAUCGUACUAUAAUGGGCUUGUCCCAUC